AUUUAGUAAAAUUUGAAGAAAAUUCAUGCAUUGCUGCAAUUCAUGAAAGUGGCCAAUGGAACGUCGAAAUUUUUCGUGCAAUAAUUUUCAAUGCUGUGCUCGCACAGAUUGUUGGUUACGAAUACGUGGCCCUGAAUUGCCCUGCAUAUCAAGGUCUCUAUUCAUUGUUGGACAACCAGUACCACAAUUGCAAGGGCCACCAACGUCUUCAAAUUUAGCAUUUCGAUAUACAAGACCUACAGAAAUUAUUCAGGAAGAUAUAAAUUUGAAACAAUUACUUCUUUCGGAUACCACAAUACAAUGCUCUCCUCUUCAUCUGCGCCAGUUACUAAGGCUCUAUAAAAUUGAUGUUCUCUCUCCAGCGCAUAUUCUAUUUUUGCUUGUUUACCUUAUUGCAUUGGAGUGUGGUUUUGUGCCGAGACAUCUAUUUAAGAAAUUUUGCCGUGUGCUUUCGACAAUUCCACCUUUCCUUACCUAUCACUCAAAAAAUGUAUUGUUUCUAAGUAGGGAAAAGCCGAUAUAUCAGUUUAAGAGCCCUCACGAGACAUAUUUUUCCAUUGAGCUUCGUGUACUAAAUCGAAAUGUAAAGCAUAGCUCUCUUAACUCAAUACUUACGGCUCUUGUGAGUGGGGAUUAUCUACUUGUGACUUUAACGCCGACUACAACUACUUUGCGGGGCUUUAGUUCUUGUUUGUCAAUUAACCGUUAUAUUAUAUCACAUUUAACAUUGCGUGAACCGAUAUCGCGAUAUUUUAGAAAUCUUGAUCAAUUAACGGUAAAACUGCGGGACGAAGUUUUUAUACCAGUUCGCAAUGAGCAAUUAGCAUAUUUGGGGGCGAGUCCUUAUCCUUCAAUUAAUGGUCUGCCAGUGGAGAGUCGUGAGUUCCUCUACGGAUAUCUAAAUGAAACAGAUUUGAAAAAUUUGUCUCAAAUGUCGAAACAAUUUUAUGCAGAAAUUGAAAAGAGAAACAUGGAGAGCUACAAAGAGGGCAUCCACAAUGGACCUAACGAACAGACCGAUUUCGAAGAAAGCGUUUUGGAAAAACAUAACAGUAAAAACAUAUUUGUUUGA
This is a messenger RNA of Bactrocera tryoni, 1072 nucleotides long. Its product is annotated as protein nutcracker-like. The transcript has 2 exons. Bases 56 to 1072 code for a protein of 338 amino acids. Lineage: Eukaryota; Metazoa; Arthropoda; Insecta; Diptera; Tephritidae. The record is from RefSeq and is a predicted model, not a curated record.